CUGGUUGUACUUGUCACGUUGUGUUUCAAUAAACUGUAAAUGGCUUAGUAUUAGUAAGUAUGCUAGUUUUAAGACUACGAUUUAGUUUGAAUUUCGAUUGUACUGUACUGAAAGAACUUUAAUUAUUUCUUGAAUUUGUUUAAGACUUUAUGCAAAAUUUGUAAAGCACUUACAACUUGUCGAAUAUCAAAAUGCCUAAAGAGAAAUCUAAGAAGAAAUCGAGACAACAUGAGCAGAUUCAGAAACAAGGUGUUCAAUUUAAUAGAGACCUUGGGCAACAUAUUCUGAAAAAUCCACUUAUUGUUAACAGUAUGGUGGAGAAAGCGGCUAUACGAUCCACUGAUGUCGUUUUAGAAGUAGGUCCAGGAACAGGCAACAUGACGAUAAAGCUCCUGGAUAAAUCUAAGCGAGUAGUAGCUUGUGAAGUCGACCCACGUUUAGUUGCAGAACUACAGAAGCGAGUUCAAGGAUCUCCAUCACAAAGCAAACUGCAAAUUAUUGUCGGAGAUGUUUUAAAAACCGAUUUACCUUUUUUUGAUGUCUGUGUUGCCAAUUUGCCGUAUCAGAUUUCUUCACCUUUUGUUUUCAAGUUACUUCUGCACAGACCGUUUUUUCGGUGUGCUAUUUUAAUGUUUCAGCGAGAAUUUGCCCAGCGCCUGGUAGCCAAGCCUGGUGACAAACUGUACUGUAGGCUAUCGGUAAAUACUCAACUCCUAGCUCGAGUAGACCACCUGAUGAAAAUUGGGAAAAACAAUUUUAGGCCUCCACCGAAAGUAGAAUCCAGUGUUGUGCGUCUUGAACCCAGAAAUCCACCACCUCCAAUUAAUUUUCAAGAAUGGGAUGGAUUACUACGAAUUUGUUUCAUUAGAAAAAAUAAAACUUUAGGUGCUGCUUUUAAACAGACCUCAGUACUGGAAAUGUUAGAAAAGAACUAUAAAAUUCAUUGUUCUGUCAAGAAUAUUUGCAUACCAAAAGAUUUCAGUGUUAAAUCAAGAGUGGAAGAGCUUCUUACAGCAAACAAUUUUGAUAAACAGCGCGCAAGGACAAUGGACACAGAUGAUUUUUUGGUGAUGUUACUUGUUAUCUGGAUGAUGGAAAGGAUGAGGAUUUGGUAUACUUCGAUUUUCAAAUAUUUUGUGAUAAAAUGCCACACUGGAGAUGAUCUAAAAAAAUCUUAUCUCUAAGUAUUGGGGAAUGAAUAAUUUGAUUGUAGGGUGGUUGGGUGAGUGAAAGUAAGAAGUUGUUAUUAAUGGAGGCCAGUCAAAUUAAGCUCUUGUUAUUAGAAUACCUAAGGAAUUGGUAAGAGCCUUUGCUCUUAUUAACUUUAGUGAUACUUACAGGGACAUAAUUAAUACAGUUUAUUGAUGAAGUUAAUUUUUUUGGUUUUUUAGUCUGUAAUGAGGAUGUUGAGCUACUAAAUAACGACUUAGAUCAAUUGGUAAGUUGAGAAAUGUUCAGUGAAUGACCUUUAAUUAUAGAGGUGCAAGAUUAUGUGGAUUAUGAUAAUUUGAAUCAAACUUUUGAUACAGAUGGAAUCCCACUCAUUAACAUAACGUAAGAAAAGGAUCUUGGCUAAGUGGUGGAUAAGUAAUUCAUGAUCUGUUUUUAGUGUCAAAACUAAUAGAAUUUUAGAGUGUAUUUAUUGACACAUUUAUUUCAGCUCGAAGGAGAUAAUUAUCUUGAUAAAAUAAUCAGGAUUCACUUCGAAUACUGUACGCAGUUUUGGUUGCCUUGUAUAAGAAAGGAAGGAUAUUGAGUUAUUGGACAGAGUUUGACAGCAUUUGAAUUUCUGUAAAGUAAGUAAUUUGGCAGAAAUUUAAAUGUUAUAAAUGUUUGUUUAUAUACAUGUUCUAACUCAUAUUUGUGUGGCAAAUCAUAGGUAGAGAGAGAGGGGUAAACUGUGGAAAACAGCAGCAAGAUUUAAAGAAUAACUUAAGCUUUUGCAUGCAAUGGAUACAGUGGGUAAUAAUGACUUUCGGGAAGUUAGUAAUGGUAUUCAUAGGGAUAGUAUUAGUAGUAGUGAAUUUAAUAAUAAUGAGAAAGUUCUAUUAAGUAACAGAUUUCAGCCUUUAGCUUGUGCAGAUGAAGAACUUGGCGAGGAAUUAAUAACAAAAGGGACAACUAACAAUAGGAAUGAAAAACAUGAGGAACUUAAAUAUACAUAUAAUUUAAGGACGAAAGGAGAUCUGUUGAUCCAUCUAGGCUAUCCCAUUCACUAUACUAAACUUUAAUAAAAUGAAAUGCUCAAAGUCAGCCCUUAUCAUUGAGAGAAGUAUCAAACCUUCCCUUAAGCUCCCUUAAAUUCUUGGCAUCUACCACAUCUAAAAGUAACCCAUUUCAAAGGCCAGCCAUCCUUUUAGAAAAAUAAAUCUUUCUUCGCUGAAGGUGGCUCCUACCUCAAAAUUUAGAUGUUUUUUCUAGUUUUACCAUUCUCACCAUUAAAUAUGAAAAAAAAAUGAUGCAUCAACACUAUCAAACCCGAUGACGAGGAACCCACUUUGAGACUA
Limulus polyphemus (Atlantic horseshoe crab) is the source of this 2507-nucleotide messenger RNA. RefSeq names its product probable dimethyladenosine transferase. NCBI's taxonomy places the organism in Eukaryota, Metazoa, Arthropoda, Merostomata, Xiphosura, Limulidae. The transcript is spliced from 2 exons. Bases 192 to 1184 code for a protein of 330 amino acids. Gene Ontology annotation, cellular component: mitochondrial matrix. Gene Ontology annotation, molecular function: rRNA (adenine-N6,N6-)-dimethyltransferase activity. Gene Ontology annotation, biological process: rRNA methylation. The record is from RefSeq and is a predicted model, not a curated record.